Mizuhopecten yessoensis (Yesso scallop) is the source of this 1961-nucleotide messenger RNA. RefSeq lists its product as uncharacterized. Bases 86 to 694 code for a protein of 202 amino acids. The record is from RefSeq and is a predicted model, not a curated record. NCBI's taxonomy places the organism in Eukaryota, Metazoa, Mollusca, Bivalvia, Pectinida, Pectinidae. The transcript is spliced from 5 exons.
AAGCUGCUUAGCAAUCGGCGAAGGCGGAGAUGACCAGUCUCUCCCCUGAUAUUUACUUCUUUUGUUUAAAUCUUCGAUUACCACAAUGAAUAUCAGUUUAUUCUUGAUAUUUGUGGUAAUGAUGUGCGCCAUGCACCAAGGGCCUGCUGUAUAUCGGGACCUUACGUGCGUGGAGCCCGAGCCAGGACAUGCCAAAAGAUUGUUUUAUUAUUUCACCGCAAGUGAAAUCGAGAAAGUCUGUCCAACGGUUACCGAUCUGACAUGGCGAAUUGGAAAUGUGGUAUUCUAUAAUCUGCUGUGUGUGCUUCUUACCCUGCUGUUGGGCUAUGCGUCGUCGAUCAGAGAAAUCGUCAAAGAGAAAUGGUCAGCCGCCGUGUCAAUGUUCCGAGAAUGGAUAACUCAUCCUUCCCUCUGUCGUCACUGCGGUGCUGCCCCUUGUCAGGUUAAAAGGAGAUCCUUGUGGAACCCCUCCGGUACUCGUAAGAAAGACAAGGCGAAUUUCGCAAAAAGAUCAAACGCCAUGAUGUUGUUUUACUAUGGACUAGAUUUGUCCGUGGUACUGAUCAAAGAGCUGCCAUGGAAUGACCUGUACUGGAAGAGGAAGUUCGUUCAGCAUUUUGAGGAGGAGCAUAUGGUGUUGUUCCCACUGUGCAUCCAGCGUCAUAUCAACUACUGGUACCCUGUCCCUCGCUAGUUUCGUUACGGCGUUCAAAGAGAAGAAUGUGGAUUGCAGUCAGUGAUGGAAUAGAAGUUUGAGAUUGACAUCAGAUUUUAUUGUCUAAGUUGAUUUGGGUCACGAUCCGAUCCGAUUGAAACGGUGUUUGGCCAAUGUUAUAGUGAACCUUAUAUUUGUUAUAUUGAAUUGUAACUCUGGAUCUUGACCACUAGUGGUUUCGUGAAAGACUGAACCGAUACCUGAUGAAUUGGCCAUUUAUAACUUAGCUAGUAUUGUCCAGCAGUGGUCCAAUAUAUAAAUUUCGAUUGUGUUUGUGUGAUUGGUCAGUUGCUAACAUGGCCAUUAGGUGAUUUGAGUUAUUGUGGAGCGGGAACGUUGACUAAGUAGCAUUGGUCGGUUCGAAGUCGGUUCGCCUUAUAUAAAUGUUCCCGGUAUUUAUUACAUUAGUAAGUUAGAACGAUGUCGAUCUUAAUUGUUUAUUAGUGUUUUGAGAAAAAAUUGUCAAUUACUCAACGUAUAGGUCAGCUCAAACCACCAGUGGUUCCACGCUGAUUACGGCUAUCAUUUCGAAAGUUUUUAACUCUGUCACAUCUUGAAAGCUAUCGGUCCCUCGUACAUUUAUGCUAGGCUUAGUAUUUUUUUGCGUAUCAAAAUGGAUUUAUUCUGCAAUGACCGCCAAUGGCAUGGUCCGAUGGUGUUGUCGUGGUCAGUUAUACACACAGUCAAACUGACCAACAGGUUCUGUAAAGUUACCAACAUGCAUAAUUCUGUUCAUUUUGUACUGGUCAGUUUUGCUUUUGCGAAUGUGUGUAGUAACAAUCAUUUGGUCAAUAAAAAUCUUCAAAUUGAUUUUCGUGUCAAUCAUACAUUUUUGUAACCAUCGUUUUAAAUAUCAUGCAUUGAAGUGAGACUGUGCUUGUAUUACCGAUACCUCGGCCCGUAUUAAUGAAACCGUUCUCAUGCUCAAGUAUGGAUUCUGUGCUCAAACCAACUCUGUUACUCGCUUAAAUAAUGUGGCACGAUCAAAAAGUCAAAUAUUAACAUUGAAGUUAUACUUCGGCUUUAAGACUACAUAACUCUUCCAAAUCAUUGACAAAAUGUUUAUUUGACAUUUAUCACUGGAACAAGAUAAUAAUCUGGGUUUGAGCAUGAGAACGUCUCAGUGAAUACGGUCUCUUGAUUUACGGACAUCUUCUAAAUUCUUUAUGCAUCACUGUAUAUUUUUGAAAAAGCUGAUUUAUCUGUCUAUAUCUCCGUAUUUUACAGAUACACUGUCAUAUCUGAC